This is a messenger RNA of Anopheles aquasalis, 2371 nucleotides long. RefSeq names its product F-box protein 42 (gene Fbxo42). The record is from RefSeq and is a predicted model, not a curated record. Gene Ontology annotation, molecular function: protein binding; ubiquitin-like ligase-substrate adaptor activity. NCBI's taxonomy places the organism in Eukaryota, Metazoa, Arthropoda, Insecta, Diptera, Culicidae. Gene Ontology annotation, cellular component: SCF ubiquitin ligase complex.
CACUCCCCAAACUCGCAGGAACAACUCGCAGCUAGCUUUGUUCGUUCUUGUGUCCUGGCCUGAAAUCGCAAGGCCCGUGGUCCGCCUCCUGUGUUGCUGCUGUUGCGCUGUGGACUUGUGCUGUGCGGAGCGUCAUGGCAGUAAGCAUCAACGAUUUGCCGAACGAAAUACUCGAGUUUGUGUUCAGUCUGCUGCCACCGUACCUCGAUCUGGAACAGUGCGCUGCCGUUUGCAAACGGUGGACGGCUCUGGCAAGGAAUGUUCAGGCAAGGAAGAAAUCGUGCUUGCAGAAGGGCCUGACCGAGUUCAAUCUCUGCUGGGAGGAGAAUGUGUACGGUGUGGCACCGAGGAUUGCGGCCCGCUUUGGCCAUGCCAGCACCCUGCACCGGAAUUCGAUGUAUGUGUUCGGAGGUGCUUCACUGAACGACUCGACCUUCAACGAUCUGUGGAAGUUUGAUUUGUCGCGCCGAGAGUGGGUCCGUCCGAUCGCCAUGGGUUCCUAUCCGACACCGAAGGCCGGUGCGUCGCUGGUGUGCCACAAGGAUACGCUGAUUCUGUUUGGUGGCUGGCGACACGCCUCGACCGUGUUCCACAUGUACACGCUGAUCGAUGAUCUGCAUGUGUACAACAUCCGCGAGAACCGCUGGAGUAUCCACAAUGACCCGCUGUACGGUCCACCGCCGAUGACGGGCCAUUCGGCGACGGUACAUCGCAAUAAGAUGAUCAUGUUUGGAGGCUACGUGAAGCAGCAGGAGAAUCUGCACACGACCAACGACAUCUGGGUGUUGGAUCUGGACAAGUUGACCUGGCGGAAGCCUCCGGUGUCGAAUCUUAAGCCUCCACCUCGGUACGGCCAAUUCCAGAUGGCCAUCGGUGAGGAUCACAUCCUGGUGCUCGGUGGUAUUGGUGGCGUUAACCGUAUUCUCAACGAUGCCUGGCUACUCGACAUGCAGCGGGACCUUUGGUGCUGGAAGCGUGUUCAAAUCAAGAAUCGGAUACCACCGCUCGCCCAGAAUUGGUGCUAUCCUGCGUGCAGCUUCGGAUCGAAGGUGAUCCUGUUGGGUCCGGCAUCACCAAAUGAUUUCCAGAUCAUCCGCAUCAGCCGCUUCGGCGGUAUCCGACCGAUUGCGGCCCCUCCAGUGCAAGAACCGCGGAAUCGUGCUGCUGGCCGGGAUCCUCCCGAUGCGUUGCCGGGGCGAAAUAAUAUCCCACGUCAACCACCACCACGAGCCAAUCUGCCUCCACCGGCAGUCGCCGCGAAUCCCCCUGUCAACCACCACAGAUCACCAGAGCAACCAUCGAGUGGCUUACUGCGCUCUCCGAACAACAACAUCGCCCCUAACAACAACGGCAGCAACAAUCACAAUGGCAUUGGUUCAGUUGGAAGUGAACCAAAAGCUGGUCCUUCGGGACUGCGGAUCUCGGCCAGCGGUAGCAGUAGUCCUCAGCUUGGCUCAGCAUUAUCCCCUCGACCACUGCCAAUAAUACGUAGUGCGUUUGCACGAGCCUCCUCGGAUGAUGAUCAUCUACCGAAACGCUUUAACCAGCAGGCGCCCGAACAGAAUCACCUCGAGAUGGCGGCCUUCGGUGUUCCGCCUCCCGUUCCUCCCCGACCGGCGGGUAACUCUCGCGAACGGCACUUGCUGCGCUUGCGAGAGCUAAGAGCGAAGCUGUUCAAGGACCAGGAACCUCCGCAACAACCAAACGGUCAUAUAAAUCCUCCACCGGAUUUACGUGCUUCGAGAGGUCCCCUGAAAACACCGGCAUCCGAUGGGCCUAAGGCGGGCACCAUUAACGGUGGUGUUGCUGACAAACCGCUCGGGCAACCGGAUCCGGUAACGCCGAAACGUGUGAAGCGAAGCGGACUCUCGAUCUAUGUGUGCGACGUAUCGAACAUACUGCCAGCGAGUGCCGGUGAACCGUGGAUCGAGUGGCAGGAACCGAUCAACAGUGGCCAGAUAGCGGGGGCACCGGAUCGAUGUACCUUCUCCACGAUGGUCAGUGGUAAUGGGGAGCUGAUUGUGUUUGGCGGUGUGCACAAGCAUCAAAACCCAGAGACUAUGAUCGCUUCGAACGCCGUACACUUUCUCACUGUUCCGACGGCCGUUGUCUAGAUCCUAGGCCCUCUCCCUCGGUCUCUCGUUAACGCCCGUUCCCGUUUCAUGUUAAGUAGGCUUUGAAGUCGAAAAUAGAUAACAAUUAUGCAAUGCCGCUAAGAAUGCACAGCAGCGCAAGCUCUCGCAAGGUUACUGCUGACGGCAAAGAAAAAAGUGUCCAUGCGCUAGGUAAAACGUAUAUAAAUACAUUAAAUUAUGGUUUUGUGGUGUGUUGUGCAGCUAAAUAAAACGAAAUUUACGAACGUCCUUUUGUA